AUGUUGUUUGAAGGACAAGAUAACUUGCGUAAGGCUCAGCGGCGCAUGAAGAAGUAUCUUGAUAAACAUCAUCGCUCAAUUGAGUUUAAUGUGGGUGACAAAGUGUUGUUGAAAUUUACUACACAAAUCUGGAAACAGAUUGCAAAUGCAGAUGAUCCUGACAGGAACAGGUCAAAGAGGGCUCCUCCAUCAGUACCUACAUAUUGUUGCCUUCUUAAUCACAAUCUCUCUCUCUUGAAAAUUUUCCUUCUUUUCUCCAUGGGAAUACUAAUGGAAGACGAUGUUGAUGGUGGGUCGAAAGAGGAUUCCUGCAUUACUGAUUUUGAUUGUGUAGAUGUUGAAAAAGAUGAAGCUUUUAGAAAGAAUCCGUUUAUCUGUGAACAUUCUGUUGAUCACUACUACUAUCUUCUCCCGAGGGCUAAAAGAAGCAGAAUUUUCAGAAGAAAGAACCCUCCUCCUAGUCCUACUGUUAUGUCACAGAAAAAGGGUCUCAACAUUCGAAUCUCUUUUGAACGUAAAACAAUUGAAGCAGUUGAUGAAGACCUUUCCAUGGAGAAAAACAAGACUCAAACUCUGUUCGGUGAAAAACAGAGUAAAUUGGAAGAUAGAGAGAAAAAGACUCAAACUGUGUUGGAUGAAAAACAGAGUAAAGCGAAAGACAGAAAGAGAAAGAGAAGAAAGAUAAAACCAAUAAUUGAUCCUCCAGUUUUGCCAGAUGAGUUGAAGGAGAUGAUUUCAGGAAUGGGUGUUCAGAUUUCUCAAGUGAAACUCGUAAUUCAGAAAGUUCUUUAUGAUACAGACUUGAAUUAUAAGCAAAUGCGUCUUUCAAUCCCCAUCAACCAAGUGGAGAAUACGGAUUUCUUGACACCACAACAGAAAAUGGUAUUGGAGACUAGAGAUAUUGUGUCUAACAAAAAGAGCAAGAUUCAGUUCAACUUGAUUGAGCCUUCACUUGAAAAAACAAAAAUUCAUUUGGCAAAAUGGGACAUGAGUAACAGCUCUAAUUAUGUGUUAUUGAAUGGUUGGAUGCAAGUAGUAGAAAGGAAUAUCCUCAAGUCUGGAAUGGUAGUGCAGUUAUGGUCAUUUAACCAAGAUUUGGUUCCAUGGUUGGCUCUUGUUUUGGUUCGAUAA
This is a messenger RNA of Solanum pennellii, 1131 nucleotides long. Its product is annotated as putative B3 domain-containing protein At5g35780. The transcript has 3 exons. The coding region runs from base 1 to 1131 and encodes 376 amino acids. Gene Ontology annotation, molecular function: DNA binding. NCBI's taxonomy places the organism in Eukaryota, Viridiplantae, Streptophyta, Magnoliopsida, Solanales, Solanaceae. The record is from RefSeq and is a predicted model, not a curated record.